AUGCAUGACCCCCUCAAAAACAACAGUAAGGCUAAGGCUGCUCACACCGUUGGAAGUGACCCAGCUGUAGAGGAGAUCAACAAGGAUGGACAAGGGAUUACUGAGAAUACCAAUGUUACCGAGGAUGUCAAUGACAUCAAAAAUAAUGAGCAUCCUAAGGCCAAUACCGAAACUGGUACUAAUGUGGUAAACUUAGAUGAGUACUCUGACAACGAAUUACUUACCUCCUUGAAUCUAAGUGUAGCCAACAAACUAAUGACAAGAAGAAAAGGAAAAGAUGUUGUCCAAAGAUCCCCGAAAAAGAGCAUACAAGUGAAAAUACCUGCCAAAGAUACUUCCAGAAAGAAGAGUACUUCUGCUGGUCCUAUCAAGAGCAAAGCUGUAACUAAGAGUACAGGGGUUGGUCCAUCAAAAUCUUGGAGCAGGGUCAUUCCAAAGAAAAGAAAGAAGCGGGAAAUUGUUGAACCUGAGUCUGAUGUUGAAGUGAAUGUUCCUGACAUCCCAUCAAGGAAGAAGCCUACAACCAACAAGCUUGCUGCUAGUAUCCCUAAAGUUCCUAUAGAUAGUGUGUCAUUCCACUAUGCCUCCAGUGCCAGCAGGUGGAAAUAUGUUCUUCAAAAGAGAUUAGCCGUUGAAAGGGAAUUGGCUCCAAAUGCUCUUGAGAACAAAGAGGUCUUAGAGCUAAUUCAAGAAGCUGGUCUAUUAAAGACUGUUUGCAAUCUUCCUAAAUGUUAUGAGAAGCUGGUCAAAGAAUUUGUUGUGAACUUAUCUGAAGAUUGUGGCAACAGCAGGAGUGUGGACUUCAGAAAAGUGUUUGUGAGAGGUAAGUGUGUAUCAUUCUCUUCGUCUGCGAUGAAUAAAUUCUUGGAAAGAACAGAUGAAGCUCAAACUGAGCUUGAAGUAACAGACAACAAAGUUUGUCAAGUGAUCACAGCCAAGCAAGUAAAUAGCUGGCCUCUAAAAGAGAAGCUAACUGCAAGUAAGCUGAGCAUCAAGUAUGCAAUGCUUCACAAGAUAGGAGCAGCUAAUUGGGUACUAACAAAUCACAAGUCCACUAUUUCAACUGUACUUGGGAGAUUUAUAUAUGUUGUAGGAACAAAGGCGAAGUUUAACUAUGGAACAUAUAUCUUUGAACAAACCUUGAAGCAUGCUGGAAGCUUCAGUAUUAAGGGUCCAAUUGCCUUCCCAUUCCGCCUGUGUGGUAUAAUUUUGGAUCAGUAUCCAAACAUUCUCAAUGAACAUGAUAUAGUGUGCAAAAGAGAGAGUCCCUUGGGCUUUGAUUACAAACUGUUUUAG
Vicia villosa (hairy vetch) is the source of this 1296-nucleotide messenger RNA. RefSeq lists its product as uncharacterized. The record is from RefSeq and is a predicted model, not a curated record. Lineage: Eukaryota; Viridiplantae; Streptophyta; Magnoliopsida; Fabales; Fabaceae. The coding region runs from base 1 to 1296 and encodes 431 amino acids. The transcript has a single exon.